AAGGAAAACCCCGUUAAGGGUGUAAGGAUACGUCGGAGCUACACGUCGUUAGCAGGUGCACAGCGCACGGAAAUCACAAUUAUGAGGCGAAUGAUGGCUUAGCAUAUGGUGUUUCCCGUUUAAUUCACCGACAGAGGACACGUCCGCACUAACCACAACCCCGUGAUUUUACGAGAAUAAUGUGACGAGAAAGUACCAUCUGCUGACCUCCUUUCUCCAGAGUGACUCCACUGUUUGCAUAUCGAAGCUUUUCACUCUCAUAUCAACAACAUGUCAGGGACCUACACGCCGGCCCCUGGUGGGCCUUUCUCUGCUCUCACCCCGAGCAUGUGGCCCCAGGACAUCUUGGCCAAGUACCAUCAGAAAGACCCCUCAGAACAGCCUGAAUUCCAGUACGAUGAGUUCGGCUUCAGAGUGGACCCUGAAGAAGACGGGAAGGUCCGGUCCUGGCUGGGCACUGAAGGUUCACCCCAGCGUGAAGACCCCCAGCAGCGACUGCGCUGGCAAGCCCACCUGGAGUUCACCCAUAACCACACGGUGGGCGACCUGACCUGGGAGCUCAUAGAGCCCGUCCUUCCUCGCUCGGAGCGUCUGCGCUCCCUGGUGCUGGGCGGUAUUCCUCACAGCAUGAGGCCGCAGCUCUGGAUGCGUCUGUCUGGAGCGCUGCAGAAGAAGAGGACCUCUGAGAUCUCCUACAAAGAAAUCAUUAAAAACAGUUCCAAUGAUGACAACUCCACGGCUAAACAGAUAGAGAAGGACCUGUUACGCACGAUGCCCACCAACGCCUGCUUCUGCAAUAUGACCAGUGUUGGCGUGCCGAGACUGAGACGGGUACUGAGGGGCCUGGCCUGGCUUUACCCAGACAUCGGGUACUGUCAGGGUACUGGGAUGGUGGUUUCCUGUCUGCUGCUCUUCCUGGAGGAGGAGGACGUGCUGUGGAUGAUGUGUGCUCUCAUUGAAGAUCUCCUUCCUCCCUCCUACUUCUCCUCCACCCUGCUGGGUGUCCAAACAGACCAGAGGGUUCUCCGUCAGCUCAUCGUUCAGUACCUGCCGGCCCUCGACCGCCUCCUGCAGGAGCACGACAUAGAGUUGUCGCUGAUCACGCUGCAUUGGUUCCUGACUUCAUUUGCCAGCGUGGUGGACAUCCGUCUGGUCCUCAGAAUCUGGGAUCUGCUCUUCUACCAGGGCUCACUGGUGCUCUUCCAGGUCACACUGGGCAUGCUCAAGAUCAAGGAGGAGGAGCUCGUAUCAUCAGAGAACUCUGCAUCCAUUUUUAACACUCUGUCAGACUUACCGAGCCAGCUGAGAGACGGGCCUGCGGUGCUCGGGGAAGCCAUGAGGCUAGCGGGUUCUUUGACCCAGGAGACGCUGGAGGCCCACCGACACAAACACCUCGCCUACAUCCUUAAUGAACAGACGCAGCUCAACAACGGGAACAACACAACCCUCAACACUAAUCUCAACAAGGUGGUGAGGAGGCAGUCCCUGCGCAGGAAGUCCACCCUGAGCUCCCUGCUGUUUGGAGAAGAUGAGGCGGAGGCCCUGAAGUCCAAGAACAUAAAGCAGACCGAGCUGGUGGCCGCCCUGAGAGAGGCCAUAACCCGCACCGCAGAGCACUUCCACUGUCUGGACCCGCGUCACUCCAGCACUGACCUGACGCCGGACUACUCCAUGGAGAGCCACCAGAGAGAUCACGAGAACUUCCUUGUGGUGUCCCGCACCCGACGGAGACGGGCGAAGGCUCUGUUGGACUUUGAACGACACGAUGACGACGAACUGGGCUUCAGGAAGAAUGACAUCAUCACUAUCAUCUCACAGAAGGAUGAGCACUGUUGGGUCGGAGAGCUCAAUGGGCUCAGAGGCUGGUUUCCGGCUAAGUUUGUGGAGAUCCUCGAUGAGAGGAGCAAAGAGUAUUCAUUAGCAGGAGACGACUCUGUGACGGAGGCAGUGACAGACCUGGCCCGGGGCACACUGUGUCCGGCCCUGAAGGCUAUAUUUGAGCACGGUCUGAAGAAGCCGUCUAUACUGGGGGGGCCCUGUCACCCCUGGUUAUUCAUAGAAGAGGCGGCGAGUAGAGAGGUGGAGAGGGACUUCAACUCGGUGUACUCCAGACUGGUGUUGUGUAAAACAUACAGGUUAGAUGAAGAUGGGAAAGUACUAACACCAGAAGAGCUGCUGUACAGAGCAGUGCAGUCAGUCAACAUGAGCCACGACACCGCACACGCUCAGAUGGACGUCAAGUUCAGGUCUCUCGUCUGCGUUGGACUCAAUGAGCAGGUGCUGCACCUGUGGUUGGAGGUGCUGUGCUCCAGCAUGGCAGCUGUGGAGAAAUGGUAUCAUCCGUGGUCGUUCCUGCGUAGUCCUGGAUGGGUCCAGAUCAAGUGUGAGCUCAGGGUCUUAUCGAGGUUUGCCUUCAGUCUCUCCCAAGAUUGUGAGCUACCCGACAAGAAAGAGGAGAAGGAGCAGCGCCCCCUGAAGGAGGGAGUACAGGACAUGUUGGUGAAGCAUCACCUCUUCAGCUGGGACAUCGACGGCUGAACUCACUGCCAAAACAGAAACAGCCGAGCCCGUCCCCCGUCCCGCGUGUCUGUGUUUUAAAACUCUCGUCUCUUUCACCUGUUACCUAAAGACUCUGAGUCCUGAAUCGGACUCUGUUGUCUGCUAAAGUACGGGACGACUUUACAGACCUUUAUUUGUCACAUCACCUCUGAGCACUGGACCGUGUCGACACCCUUAUUAUAACUUUGGAGCAGCAGUUUGUUUGUGUUUAUUUAAAGUCAGUGCAGGAGAAAGCAACACAUGGUAAAAGAAGCUACAUAUUCAUGGCGCCUGUGUUGUAAAGAAAACCUUUCCCCGAGGACUUGAUACCUGUUAUUAGCAUCCUAAUAGAAGUAUUCCUCUGGCCUUUCUGCUUUAUUCAGUGCAGGAUUGACAUGUACAAAUCAUUUUCUUGCAUUAGUUAUAUCUGAGAGGUGAGAGGUCAUCACAUGACACGGCGAGGGUCUUCUGAAAUCGACCUUAGACCUCAAGACUGAAGCGCAAAGGUAAAUCAUUUUUGACAUGGAUGCAUUUAACUUCAACAUCAUGAAUCCCACAAAUUAUAUAUCUCAUUAAAUUCUAAUGUUGCACAUGCCGAGGAAAGCCUUUCUCAAGUGGUCCGAUAGGCCAGCGGGUGACAGUGAACGGGAUAAUGUGCACGAGGCCGAUAAAUCUGUUAGUUUUUUUCUGUUCCAGUCCACAGCUUAUAUAUGUUGCAUAAGAUUUGUAAUGUUUGUUUUUGUAUAUAAAGUAAACAUGAUGCUUGUAACUACAUGUGCCCUCGUAUGUAAAGAAAAUAUAUAUAUCACUAUAUAGAUGAUGUACUGAUUUUUAAAGUGACCUUUAGUUCUGACUAAAAGUUGCACAUGCAUCAGGAA
Molecule: messenger RNA, 3416 nt
Organism: Labrus mixtus (cuckoo wrasse)
Lineage: Eukaryota; Metazoa; Chordata; Actinopteri; Labriformes; Labridae
Gene: sgsm3
Product: small G protein signaling modulator 3
Exons: 21
Coding region: 271-2538 (755 amino acids)
Molecular function (GO): protein binding
Source: RefSeq, a predicted model, not a curated record